AUGUCAUCGUGCAAUCAAACUGCCUCCCGAACACAACGGAAAGCCCCAAGAGAUCCUCAAGCGGCUUUCUUUUUGCGUAUGUGUCCAGCACUUGCUGUCGGCUUUUUCCUCAACAACCGAAAAUUGGCACCCAAAGCAAUAACAUAUUUGAAAAGUGUUUAUACAGAAAUGGAAAAUAUCUUUUUCGUUGCCUGUGUUAGAGAUGUCAUCAGAGAUGGUGUAUGUAUAAUCGAUGAACUGGAAUUCGCCGAUGAUGUUUCACCGCGAAAUUUGCAGCCUGCAACGAGAACGGUAGCCAGCGGUAGUGCUUCGUCGCAGGUAGUGGCAGUAAUCUGCCCAGUUGCUGCUGACCGUCUGACAUUCGAUCUGCAUUUGUGGUUUUUGCAGGAGAAGGUCGGCAAGCAGGGUAAUUGCAAAAACAGUGAAGUGGAACAUUCUGGAGCUUCCUCCUGCGGCAUAGCGGAUUUCAAAAAAGAAUGA
Molecule: messenger RNA, 480 nt
Organism: Gongylonema pulchrum
Lineage: Eukaryota; Metazoa; Nematoda; Chromadorea; Rhabditida; Gongylonematidae
Source: the annotation of a GenBank genome assembly